GGGGCGCCCGGGCCGGGGUCCAGCAGGCGGCGGCGCGGAGCCCGGGCGGGCUCACUCCGGCCGACCAUGCCCGCCUCGCGCGUGGAGUACAUCGCGCCCUGGUGGGUGGUGUGGCUGCACAGCGUCCCGCACCUCAGCCUCCGCCUGCAGCCGGUGGACAGCACCUUCCGGCCCCGCGAUGAGAGUUACCAGGAGUCGCUGCUGUUCCUGGGGCUGCUGGUCACCGUGGGGCUGGGCCUGAACCUGCUCUUCCUGGCCGCCUACCUCAUCUGCCGGUGCUGCCGGCGGCCGGCCCAGGCGCUGGCCACCAAGCGGCAUGAGCCCUGCAGUGUCACCUGGACGGCCGUGCUGGUCGGGCUGCUGUGCUGCACUGCGGUGGGCGUCGGUUUCUAUGGCAACAGCGAGACCAACGACGGGGUGUCCCAGCUGAUCUACUCCCUGGAGAACGCCAACCACACCUUGGCCGGCAUCGACGAGCUGGUGUUCGGCGUCACGCGGGGACUGCGCGGGGACCUGGAGCGGCACCUGGCGCGGCUCAGCGAGAUCCUGGCCAGCCGCGGGGACUACGUGCAGACGCUGAGGUUCCUGCGGCAGGCGGCCGGCGGCAUCGAGGCCCAGCUGGCCGUCAUCCCCGUGUGGAGGGAGGCCACCGGCGCGCUGACCGAGGCGGCCCACCAGGCUGACCGCGUGGAGUAUUACAGGUGGCUCUCCUACCUCCUGCUCUUCAUGCUGGACUUGGCCAUCUGCCUCCUCGCCUGCCUGGGCCUGGCCAGACGCUCCAGGUGGCUCCUGGCCUCGAUGCUGGGCUGCGGGGUGCUGGCCCUGCUCCUCUGCUGGACGUCGCUGGCUGCGGACACGGCGGCGGCAGUGGCCACCAGCGACUUGUGCGUGGCUCCCGACGCCUUCAUCCUGAACGUCACCGAAGGCCACCUCAGCACAGAGGUGACGCGCUACUACCUGUACUGCAGCCCCAGCUCCAGCAGCCCCUUCCAGCAGGCCCUGACCGUGUUCCAGCGCUCGCUGACCACCAUGCAGAACCAGGUGGCCGGCCUGCUCAAGCUCGCCCUCCCCUUCUUCCCCACGGCAGAGGACGACCUGCUGGCCAUCCAGUUCCUCCUGAACUCCACGGAGUCCAGCCUCCACCAGCUCACGGCCUUGCUGGACUGCCGCGGACUCUACAAGGACUACCAGGACGCGCUGGUGGGCGUGUGCUACGACGGCAUCGAGGGGCUGCUGUGCCUCGGCCUCUUCUCCCUGCUGGCCGCCCUGGCCUUCUCCGCCAUGACCUGCACAGGGCCCCGAGCCUGGGCCAGCUUCUCCUCCAGGGACCAAGACUACGAUGACAUCGACGAGGACGACCCCUUCAACCCCCAGGCCCGGCGCGUGGCCGCCCACAGCCCGCCGCGGGGGCCUCUGCACAGCUUCUGCAGCUACAGCAGCGGCCUGGGCAGCCAGAGCAGCCUGCAGCCCCCCACGCAGACCAUCUCCAACGCACCCGUGUCGGAGUACAUGAACCAGGCGGCGCUCUUCGGAGGAAACCCUCGCUACGAGAACGUGCCUCUCAUCCGACGGGGCUCGCCGCCUCCCACGUACUCGCCCAGCAUGCGGCCCGCCUACCUGUCCGUGGCCGAGGAACAGCACCUGCGGCACUACGGGAGCGAGUUUCCGGCCUAGCGCCCGUCGGGGCGUCCUGCCUCGCCGUCCGCCCUUCCGCCAGGGAGGAGCCGAGAGCAUCGGGGCCUGGAGCAGACCAGACCGCCGGGACUGACGGCACGGGGGGGCCAGCUGGGGCUGGGGGAGAAUCAGCCCCCGCAGACACCAGGCUCUCCGCUGCCCACCUGGCCCGCAGGUGCCCCCAGCCGGACACUGACCAUCCAUCCCCGCCGGACACUGACCAUCCCCGCCGGAAGCUGGACAUCAGGGCAGCUCACGCCUCUGUGCCCCCGGGCCUGGGGGCGUGGCAGGGGGUGGGGUGCCACCGCAGAGGGGCCAGACUCCUGCGGGUGGACGCGGGGCCUCAGCAGAGAUGCACGUGCGGAGCCGGAGCCUGACCCGUCCAGUGGACAGCGGGGUGGGGCGGCCGCGGGCUCCGCCACGGUCUGACUUUGCAGCACCACCCUGGGCGGGAACACGGGCCACCGUCGACCCGCAGUCGCGGCCACUCUCUCGCCCCUGCCCCGCAGCUGGGCGUGGGCUGCGGCCAGCCCAGACUCAGGUAUCCACGGACGCUUUGGUCGCCAGUUUAACUCCGCCUGUUUUUCCCCUUUUCCCAGUGUUUUCUCGAUAUGUUGAUUAUCCAAAGAACCGGCCCCCUUGCUCCACCCGGUUUCCACGCCCCGCUUGGCUUUCUGGCUUGGGCUGGUGAGAACUGACCCUUCACUGCGCCGGGAAGGCGAGUGGCCACAGGGGCGGACCCCCGGCUCCCGGCAAGGACGGAUGGAGAAGGAAGAACAGAGAGACACCCCCUCCCACCCCCCCAGGCCACGGCCACACGUGCUGGCCGGCCCCGUCUCCGUGUCUCCCAGCAGGCGGCCCUCGGGGGGAUGUGUGGGUACACCGCCACUGUCCCGGGACCCCCAGCACCCGGCACGCCUCCCAGCCACUGGGCAGCAGGAGGCGGUGAGGAGACCCCCAGCGUUGGGGUCUUUGGUGCUUUCAGCCUCCCGCCGACUCGGGCAGGGAGCCCACACUCCAGGUCCCCCCGGACGGGGACGCUGACCACAGCACUCGUGGCCCGCCGUGCCACGGCGGUUUUGCUUCCUAAUGCCGGGCCCUCGGCCAUGGGUGCGAGCCUAACGCCUGUCAAGCACACUCGCAUCCCGGGUGCAGGAAUAAAGCCCUCGCCUCGCCCCUGCCCGGCUCUGCCUCUGGGAGUGGGGGGGUGGAGGGGGGCAGAGGGUGGCCCCCCCAGCUGGGCUUGGCCAGGGGAGGCUGGUGACCCGUGAGGGACUCAGCAGGCUUCUGGCGGGCCCUCCAGUGCCCUCCCCCCAGCCCCACUAUCGUUUUUUUGGUUUUGUCUUCUCACACCCGGAGGUGAUCAGACUUUACUCCUGGCUCAGUGCUCCUGCCUCCGGGCGCAGGGCUCACUCCUGGCAGGCCUGGGGAGGUCCUGGGGAUCGAACCCCAGUCAGCAGCGUGCAACAAGAAACCUGCCCACUGUCCAUCUCUCUGGCCCCCUGCCCCCCAUCUUCAGACUAAAGACAGGCCUUCCGCCGUAGCCAUUUAAAAUGUAAUAAAUGCAGCUUAAUAGGA
Molecule: messenger RNA, 3252 nt
Organism: Sorex araneus (European shrew)
Lineage: Eukaryota; Metazoa; Chordata; Mammalia; Eulipotyphla; Soricidae
Gene: TTYH2
Product: tweety family member 2
Cellular component (GO): plasma membrane
Molecular function (GO): volume-sensitive chloride channel activity; intracellularly calcium-gated chloride channel activity
Source: RefSeq, a predicted model, not a curated record